Guillardia theta CCMP2712 is the source of this 1737-nucleotide messenger RNA. RefSeq lists its product as hypothetical. Bases 109 to 1644 code for a protein of 511 amino acids. Gene Ontology annotation, molecular function: NADH dehydrogenase activity. The transcript has a single exon. Lineage: Eukaryota; Cryptophyceae; Pyrenomonadales; Geminigeraceae. The record is from RefSeq and is a predicted model, not a curated record.
GAUAAACCGGCAAGUGAAACAGCGAUUGUAGGGAUGUUUGCACGUACAUUUCUCCGAGCAGUCCCUGCUCGCGCUUUCUCUGCUGCUUCGCAGUUUGCAAGCAAGAGCAUGAGCAAAAAGUGGUCCUGGAAGGCAAGAGCUGCUGUUUUGGCUGCAGGUGGCUUCACAACUUAUGCUGUUGUGGACUAUGGCCUUCAUCCCCGUCCCUCUAGCGAGGUUGUGGAUGAUCUUCUCCUCACUAAGCCCGCAACUGAGAGGAAGGAGCGUCUGAUUGUGCUCGGAUCUGGCUGGGGUGCAGUCGCUCUGCUUGACAAGAUCGACCCGUUCAAGUACGAGGUCAUCUGUAUCUCUCCUCGCAACCACUUCGUCAUGACGCCGCUCCUGCCCUCUGUCACCGUGGGAACCAUCGAGACCCGCACUGUCGUUGAGUCUAUCCGUUCCAUCUGCCCCCACGUCAAGUUUAUCGAGGCCGAGUGCACUGGACUGAACCCGCAGGGCAAGACUUUGACCUUCACCUCUUCCAAGCGCCCCAGCAGCAGCAGGGAGGUGCAGGACAGCGCCAAGACUCGUCCUGAGUUUCAGAUGGCGUAUGACAAGCUCGUGGUGGCGGUCGGAGCUGAGAACAACACCUUCAACACCCCCGGAGUUGAGCAGCACGCUCACUUCCUCAAGGAGAUCAUCGACGCCCGCAGAAUCCGUGCUGCUAUCGUCGAUGCCUUCGAGAGCGCUUGUAACCCGGCUCAGACCGAGGAGGAGAGGAAGCGUCUCCUCAACUUCGUUGUCGUUGGUGGAGGGCCCACUGGCGUUGAGUUUGCCGCCGAGCUCGCUGAUCUCCUUCACGAGGAUUUGACCAAGUCUUUCCCUAAGCUGAAGAACGAUGUCAAGAUCCGCCUCAUCGAGGCCACCGACAAGGUUCUCGGCAUGUUCGACUCCAAGGUUUCCGCCUUCACCGCGCAGACUUUUGAGAAGGAGGGUAUUGAGGUUCUGGCGAAUACUUUUGUCAAGGAGGUGAAGCAGAAGGAAGUUCUCGUGCAGAAGAAGGGAAGCAAGGAGAUCGAGUCCAUCCCCUCGAGCGUUGUCGUGUGGGCAACCGGCAUCAGGAGCAGGCCCAUCACCAAUAAGAUCAGGGAGUGCAUCGGCGUGAAGGAGCAGACCAACCCCCGCGCUCUCCUUACCGACGGAUUCCUCCGUGUUAGGGGGGCUGACGGCGUCUAUGCUAUGGGCGAUUGCGCGACCAUCGACGGCAAGCCCCUGCCUGCGACUGCUCAGGUGGCGUCACAGGAGGGCAAGUACCUCUCCAAGUACCUCAAUGGCCUUCCUACCGCUCACGAGGACUCGUCUGUCUUGAACGCCGUGCGCAAGAUGUACUGGAAGGUGGCCGGCGGCUUUACCUCCGAGCCCUUUGAGUAUGCUCACCGUGGCUCUCUUGCUUACACUGGCGGGGACUCAGCGGCUGCUGACUUCAAAGGCGCUAUGAACGGCUUCUUUGACUCCAUUGGCAUGUCUGUGAUGACUGGCAAGGCCACCAACAUCCUCUGGCGCAGCUUCUACAUGAGCGAGCAGCUGUCGAUGCGCACCAAGGCGCUCCUGGCUGUCGACUGGGCCAAGGCCAAGGUGUUCGGGCGUGACUUCAGCCGCUAUUAAACGUGUGAAUAUGUGUAGUCUAGUGAACUUGUUGCUUCUGCUAGUUUCUAGUUUCGUCAAGAUUUUUUUAAAGUGAUAAAGAUGAUCCAGCUG